Messenger RNA from Cooperia oncophora, 246 nucleotides. Lineage: Eukaryota; Metazoa; Nematoda; Chromadorea; Rhabditida; Trichostrongylidae. The record is from the annotation of a GenBank genome assembly.
AUGCAGAAAUGGCUGCAUUCUUGGCGCAGUGUCCACGAUUGUGAGGUGUGUUUCGAGAAUAAGACCGGACGUUAUUGCGUACGCUUUUUGCCAUGUGGGCAUUCGUUUUGCAAGGAAUGCGUAACCGGGUACUUCAAGGAAAAGCUCACAGCUCAGCAGGUCUCACCGCUCACCUGCCUUGCGGAGGAUUGUGAGUCAAGCGCUUCACAAAAUGUUAUCAUUGAACUCGUUGGCCAGGUAAUGUAG